CGAGAGACUGAAGAGAACCUUCUGUUAAGCUGUCUUCCAGAAGGAAAGUAGUAUUCCAUCCAUUCCGGGUGAUGACGCAUAUAGUGGCGGCUGAACUGGGUCUACUUGCCGUCCCCUGGGCAUUUCACUGGUGGCUAAAAUAGCAGUUUGAACAGUUUCUCCCUGCUUGUCAGUUAGCACUCGGGCAGGCCUCAGGGUCACAGUGGGGGCUUAUCCGACACCUUCGGGCCUGCGGACUCCUCACUACUCGACUGUGUGCUCCGUCCAAGCUUCAAGUGAGUGUAUCGGUGCAUCCCCCGAGAUGGCUGCACUCUUACUUGAUGACACUGAGGACCAGAUGUCCAUCACUACAUCAAGGGGUGGGUUGACAUGUUCUGAUGAUAGUCUGAACCCGCUACCGCCCUCCGGGGAUUGUGAGUGAGGUCUCGGACCUGGAAUCAGACAUGUUGGCCACGCUAUCCUGGGCUGCUUCGGUGGUGGGACUGGAGAUGGCUUGUCCCCCAGUUCCACCACCAAUUAGACUGGUGUUAUGUGGGGGAGAAGAAGAGUGUCAAACCCUCAUCCCCUUCUUUCGAGAGAUGCACAGUGAGCUCACGCAGACAUGAAGGGCACCUUUUUCUGCCUGGUCCUCAUGCGCUUCCAACCUCACCACCCUUGAUGGCGGAGCAGCCAGGGGGUACGAAGCGAUUCCCCAGGAGGAGAUUGCUAUUUUGGUCAAUCUUUGCCCGCAAGGCGCCGCCAGCUGGAGUGGUCUGCCUAGACUCCUGUCCAAGGCAUGUAAACUAUCUGAGUUUCUCAUGGCCAAAUCUACUCAGCUGUGGGCCAGGCCACCUCUGCCUUGCAUGCUAUAGCCACUUAUCAAUGCUUCCAGGCGCAGAAGCUGGCUGAGCUGCAUGAGGGUGGUUCCUCUCGAGGCUUAAUGCUUAAUACUAUCUCAUGACCACCAAGUCGGCCGUUCCUGCCCUGGGGAGGACGAUGGCACCACUAGUGGUCCAGGUACACCUCUGGCUUAACCUGGCUGAUAUGUAAAACGUUAACAAAUUUUGCUUUCUUAAUGCACCCAUUUCCCAGUCAGGCCUAUUCGGUGACACCGUCUGAGACUUUACCCAGGAGUUCUUGGCAGUGAAGUGUGAUGGGUCAUCCAUCAGCAGGCUCAGAAAACUGCUCUUCUCGCCACCCCAUCCACAUCCCCCCACUGCUGAGGGAGCCCACCUGUGGCACCAAGACCUGAUCCGCCUCCGCAGCCUGCUCCACUGGCUAAGCGACAACGACAAGCCCCCCCAGGCUGGAGAUACUCCCGCCUCAGGGUGCUGUUAAUUCUGGUAAGAAGACUGCGAAGCGUCCUUGAGAUGGGGCACCCAUGGAAGAGGGGAGCUGCUCUUUUCCCGGUGGAGAGCUGGGACCAACAUCAACAACAAAAACAUCUCACUGCUGGCCUCCGGACCGGUUGUAACCACAUUUUCAAUAAAAAAGCAAUUUUCUUUCUCUCAGGGUAUGCAAGUCCAAGCCCUGCCAGUCUGUGAUGCGCCGCCUUUCAGCUCACAGUGCCGGUGCAUAUUGCCACAGGCUCCAAGGGUGCAAGAGGACAGACAACUUUUUCUCUCUCCUCCAGCCUAUUCGCAGGAUCCAGGGAGGUAGUGAGGUGAUUGCUGCAGAGUCAGUGGCAUGUCUGAAUAAAGCUCUCUGCCAUUUGAAAGACAUUUGGGAGGAGAUUGGCAUCCCUGAGGAUCAGCGGUUAGAAAGAACAAAUGUGGUUAAGAAUCAUGUCAAAGGUCUUCUGGACAUGAUGAUUUCAGAGGAAGAGAGCCUACGGAAACGUCUAAUGACCAGUAUUGAGAAAUGCCACAAAGAGCUGAGUAAAUUGUGCUUGGAACUGCAGAGUCCUCCAUUUCAGGAGGAGAAAAGUGGCACUAUGCUUCAGCGGGAAAAAGAACUCCGGACCCACGUUGAAGUGAUGUUAAAAGAGAAAAAUCAGAGAAUGCAAGCACUGAAAGCAUUAACCGAGCAGGAUCAGGAUCUCUGUGACCUUCUCUGCUCGCAGCCGUUUUCUAUCUCUCCUGGUUGUGUUCCAUCUAUGGAGCAGCUGGAGAACUUUCAUCAGCACAUCUCCUGCCUCACUGCUGAGAAAGACCGAAGACAUAAGGAAUUUGUCACGUUGAAGAAGCAGAUAAUACUUUGCAUGGAUGAUCUGGAUCAAUUGCCUGAGACUAGUUUUGAAAAGGAUGUGGUUUGUGAAGAUGAAGAGAGUUUUUGCCUGUCUAAAGAAAACAUUGAUUCACUCAAAGUCCUCCUUCAGCAGUUGGAGAGCAGGAAGGCCGAGAAUGAACGUGUCUGUGGCUCUUAUCGAGAGACGAUCCUGGAGUUGUGGGAAAGGUUACAGAUUCCACAAGAAGAGCGUGAUGUCAUUUCUGAACACAUGACCCUGUCAAAGAAGAGGAAUAUGGAAGCUUUACAAGCUGAGGUCAAACGUCUUGAGGAACUGAAGCUUAAAAACAUGCAGAAUGUUACGGAGACCAUUCGGAAGGAGAUCGGGGUAUACUGGGAAAAAUGCUUUUAUAGCGCUGACCAGCGACAAGCUUUUGUGCCCUAUUAUGAUGAUGAUUUCAGUGAGGAACUCCUGAGCCUACAUGAUGCAGAAAUUGUGCAGCUUAAACAGUACUAUGAGGAUCAUAAAGAACUUUUUGAAGGUGUUCACAAGUGGGAGGAGAACUGGAGACUUUUCAUAGAGCUUGAGGAAAGAGCCAAAGAUCCAUCCAGAUUCACCAACAGAGGAGGAAACCUUCUAAAAGAGGAGAAACAAAGGGCUGACAUUGUCAAAGGUCUCCCUAAGCUUGAGAAGAAGCUGAAGGCUGAGAUUGAGCAGUGGGAACUUGAACAGAACAGAGAGUUCCAGGUAAACGGUCAGAAGUUCAUGCAGUUUGUUAGUGAUCAGUGGGAGUUGUACCGGCUUGAGAAGGAGCGGGAAAAACAGGAGCGGCAACUAAAGAAGAGCAAGCAGACAGAGGAGGACAUGGUCUAUGGCACUGUGAUCCGCACACCGACUAAACGAAGAUUUCUGGGCAGCACAACACCUUGUAAAGCUCGAAAGCUAAACGCUACCUCAAGUACUGGCACCUCUAACAGCACUAUUCGAUCUGUCAUUGGUGGUACCGUCUGUCAUUCUCCUAUAUCACGCCCUCCGAUUUCAGCAAUCAAGCAGGGUAAUGGGGUAAAGACUCCAGGCCACAGCAAACCUCCUCAUCAAGGUUUACUAGAACGCAAUAAGGAGAAUAUCUGCCAUCUAACCGGUGGUGUUGCCGGGAUGACGAAGGUACCAGCUAGUCCACAUCGAAACUUCAGCAUUAACUCUGUCGCAAGCACCUAUUCAGAAUUUCAGCGAGACCUCUCCAAGUCAUCUAAAUCAAAUCAUGUGCCUGAAAUCCUCAACUCAACCAUCAUUCAGCUUUAACUCCAUUGCAUGCAACGCUUUGCGCUAUCAGGACCAGGAUCUUUACAUGAUGGUUUGUGGGUUCUUGCUCUUUAUUGCAAUAGCUAUGCAUUUUAUAUGUAAAUGAAGGUAAUCUAUAUUUAAACGUUUUGGAGGCAUUCUACAUGUAUGUUGACUUUAACACUUGGACAAACACUGCUUUAUGUGUACUUCUAAUUUAACAAAUGAAUGUCCAUUUUAAUGUUACAUCUGGUCAGCUGUCCCAAACUAAAUAAGAUUUUUUUUAAAAGAAAUACUCUAGAGCUCUUUCUCAGUGUUAGCUACUUUCUCAAAAUCACAGGAUGUUUUUGAAUGUUUUGCACAAUGUAAAAAAAUCUUUAUUGUAUUCUAUAUGCCAUUGUACAAGUCACUAUAUAAAGGUUCACUUUUAAACAA
Danio aesculapii is the source of this 3862-nucleotide messenger RNA. RefSeq names its product protein regulator of cytokinesis 1b (gene prc1b). The record is from RefSeq and is a predicted model, not a curated record. The transcript is spliced from 14 exons. Gene Ontology annotation, molecular function: microtubule binding. Gene Ontology annotation, biological process: microtubule cytoskeleton organization; mitotic spindle midzone assembly. Lineage: Eukaryota; Metazoa; Chordata; Actinopteri; Cypriniformes; Danionidae. Gene Ontology annotation, cellular component: mitotic spindle midzone; spindle; cytoplasm. The coding region runs from base 1523 to 3448 and encodes 641 amino acids.